Corythoichthys intestinalis (scribbled pipefish) is the source of this 5940-nucleotide messenger RNA. Its product is annotated as KIAA1549-like b. The record is from RefSeq and is a predicted model, not a curated record. The transcript has 22 exons. Lineage: Eukaryota; Metazoa; Chordata; Actinopteri; Syngnathiformes; Syngnathidae. The coding region runs from base 616 to 4488 and encodes 1290 amino acids.
UUUGUAAAGAUCACAGUACAGUAAGCACAGUGCUUAGGAACAUGGAUAUUACUAUAUUACAUGGAUAUACUAUAAAGAUUUCCAAAAUUAUAAAAUGGAAAUAAUUGAGCCGAAUAAAAGUAAGGAAAGGGUAUGAAAUAUUUUAUUUUUUACUUAAGUCUAAUUUCUGGGGGGGUUGUCGUAUUUGUUUCUAUUCUAAAUAAACGUAUGCCACUAUCGAGUGUAUAACAAUCAGUGUCGUCAGUAACGCAUUAGUUAAUAACGAGUUACUGUAAUCUGAUUACUUUUUUCAGUAACGAGUAAUCUAACAGGUUCAUUUUUCUACAGCAGUAAUCUGAUUAAAGUUAGUUUCCUUCGUGUCUCUGCGUUACUAUUUUUUCAUUGCCUCAUAACGUAUGUAAAAUGAAGAUUAGUGUAGUCAUGUACGAAGAGCAUUUUGAAUAGAAAAUGCUAAAGUAAAAGGUUCCCAGUACGUGUUUCCAUGACAACCUCUUAGCUAUUUCCUGUUUUGGUCUCAUGUCACAUUUGUUGUGGAACUGAGGGCGUGGGCCAGGCGGGUGGACAUUGGAGCCGAGUGUUGACACUUUGCGAGGGAAUGUUGAUCUGUGGAUAUCCAUGAAAGAAGAAAAGAACAGUGAUGAUACCUCUGGCUCCUUGUCAUUACCAAGUGACCACACAGUUCCAGCUGCUCCUGCUCAUCCGUCGGCUGAGCAGCGGGUGCCUUUUGCGGUGCCCCACUCAGAGGCUGGCUCAGAAUCUGAGGGGCAAGGUCUAUUGGGCCUACCUGCCUUUUCAUCUGUCUUAACUGUAGUGGCGGAAACUGUCAAACACCCAGAGAGCCUUGGUAACAGCCGAACUUCCCCAACACUCUCCACUGACAUCAACAUCACCCAAUGGCCUUCACACAAUUCGAACCGAGACUCAGUGACGUUGUCUUCAUCAUCCCCAGGAAGUUCGUUGGUGGAAACGGACAAAUUGACCGCCAGAACAUCCAGAGUGUCUGCGUCCACUUCUUCCAAAGAUGCCAGACUAGCUCCCUCGAAAUCCGCUGGAAUGACUUCUUCUCCUGGGCCCACUGAGAGGACAUCUCAGGUAUCGCCUCUGACUGCGCAACAGGACACCACAACAGCCUCUGUGAAGCUCAGCACCACAAGUUUGGCUUCAAGUACCACUACAAGAAUGCCCCACAGUUCAACGCCUUCGCCAAGAGUAACUACCACGCAGUCAACAGUUCUAACCUCGGUGCUGCCUGUGACUGUUUCCUGGAAAACGACCACUACCACAACUAUCAGGGCUCCAUCUAGCAGAAGAAUAUUCACACCACCCAUCCUGAGGACGAGCCCUCCAAGGGGUGGCACAACUGUCUUUAUGUCCCCUUUUACCACCACCACAACAGAAGCUCCACCUCAGCUGUGCAACAUUACUGAAAGAAUGUGGGUGAGAACAGUUGUGUCCAUCUAUGUGAGGAGGAACAGGCUGGACAGCAUCCAGAGGCAGAAUCUGCGCCGGGGACUCAGUCAGGGUCUCCGGAAAGCUCUGAAUGAUAGCUCAGCUCAAGCUCAGGUGGAGACUGUAUUUGGUUCACCCAACAUGACAGUGGCUUAUCACGUCACUGGAAGAGACAUGGUUUACGUCCCCUCCGUUGUGCUCUCGGGCUUGGACUGGUAUGGUCGGGAUAAGCUGAUUGCAGACUUGCGACAGUAUCUUCCUAUGGUUACUGCACUUCCCAUUCCCGUUGCAAUGUGGCGGACCAGCCCGGCUCCUGGCUUCCAGCUAAAAACAGUUCUGCAAUUUGUGGGAGCUGCCGAUGAUCCACGCUCCUGUCAGUUUUCUCAAAUAAUGGAAGAAAGGCUGGAGAAGGUUUUUUCCGAAGCACAGGCUAAAGUGCUUAAUGUCAACAGCAAACUGUCUGUACAGAUGCUGAGUGUCUCCCAGGCUGCAGGGUCUCCCGCUGUGUCACUGGUUUACUGUGUGAAAAAUGGGACCGUCUUGCUAAAUGGCACCACUGCUUCAAACAUCCUUGGUCAGCUGUCCUCUGAGUUGGUGGGCUACUUCCUUUUUUACCCACCGCUUGUCGUCGCAGAGCCACUGGAAUAUCACAACCUGAACACCUCCAUUGCCACCAGAGACUUUUGGGUUAUAACAGUAAUCCAGGAUGUGGAUAACGCCAGCCUAUCUGAACUUUACCAAAGCUUUGCCAGUCUGAUGGAGCAGCGACUCGCGGAGUUGUUUGUGUUGGCAGGCCAGCACGGCACUCGCUUCAGACGAGCUACCGCUGUAGGCAGCUACACCGUCCAGAUGGUGAGUCUCAGAAGGGUCCCGGGAUUGAAAAACCCAGCGGAGAUGACCUACUAUGUGCAGCACAAUGGCAUUCCGUUAGCUGGUGCAUCAGCUGCCAAGGUCCUCAACACGGUGGAUUCUCAGACAAUGGCGCUCACCCUGGGCUACUUUGUUCAGCUGCAAGCAGAACCUGUGGUCAAGAACCCUCCAAAUAACCUUUGGAUAAUCGCUGCAGUGUUGGCACCCAUAGCCGUUGUUACACUCAUCAUCCUCAUAAUCACAGCUGUUCUGUGCAGAAGAAACAAAAAGGACUUUAAAGCAGAUGCCAUCGGAAACCUCAAUCCUAGAGCUAAGAUGACGUAUCGGAGGGAUGUCAACUACUAUCAUCAGCCGGUUCAAGGUUUUGACUAUGCAAAGCAGCAUUUGGGGCAGCAGGGAGGAGAUGAGGAGACCUUACCUGCUGGUCAAGAUACUUUGAUGUUGUCCCUGAAAAUUCGGGAUGCACCACUUUCGUUAGAGAAGACUUUGAAAUACGACGGCACAGUCAACAAGACGAACCUCACCAGUGAUAAAAACAAAAGCAAGUUGUUGAGUGAGGACGGUUCCGUCAUCAGCAGCGAAUCAGAGCAGCGGAAUUCCGUCCGGCGCUUGGCGGCGCCGAAAGUCACAGCACAGCAGAAACCAACAAAGGAGGAGACGCGCAAGAGAGAUGAUCCAUAUGACACCUCAUCUGGCUCCCUGCAGCUCAUUUCAAUAAAACCCAUGACAGCUCAGCUCAACUAUUCACAACAUCUUUCUUCUGAUCGCAACUCAGCCAUGCUCAAUGGAGAGGUGAAUUUAGCUCUCAAGCAGCGAGCGGACGCCGAGCACUAUAGGAACAAGCUGAGGGUCAAGGCCAAGAAGAAGGGCUAUUAUGACAAUGCACCUAUGGAUGGCAGUAGCUACAAUAGCCGGGCCCUCUCGCAGCGGCAUGGCCAGGAGAAGUUGGUGGACCCUGAUGACGAGCGAAAUUCUACCUAUGUCAAGUCUCACGUGAGGCAAAAUCAAGUAGGGCAGACAUCAUAUCGCAGCAGGCAGAGCCUAAACAGUCCGAGUCCUGGAGGAACUGAGAUGGAUUUGCUUGUGAUGAGGGAGAGACCCAGGAAAGGCAUCCGGAACAGUGGAUAUGAUACCGAGCCUGAGUUAAUUGAGGAAACAAACGUCGACCAUUUAAUGGAUCAAAGGGGCUUCGUGUACGGUCGCGGUCUGAAAGGCCAGUCACAGACAUCCACCCUGAGCUCACAGCCAUCCAUUGAUGAAGUGCGGCAGCAGAUGCACCUGCUUCUGGAGGAGGCAUUCAGCCUGGCCUCAGGGGGACACUCCACAUCCGGGAGGCACUCCCACCACCACCGUCCCCCGCCCGACCAAUACAGCGCCGCUCCACCUUCAAUUCCCUAUGCAGAUGUGGUGACCAGUGCCCCAGGCACUAUAAGCUGUGGUCGUGGAGGACUGCAGUGUGGGUCGUCUUAUGGAGCAGACGUAUACCAGUGCAGUUUACCUAAACCAGCCUUUCACUUCACUCAGUUGCCUGAUAUGGCAAUUAGCUCUCCUCCUCCUUUACCGCCUCGUACUGGACCACCUCCUGGCACCUCCUUAAGACGUUCCAUCUCUGACCUGGGACCCAAGGGAAGGAGCUCUCAGACAUCUGUCACAGACAUGCAGAGUCUACAUGACAAUAACCCAUAUGGGCCAAGUUCCAGAGCAGCACUUCCAUCCAUCACUAUAGAGCAGCCUGUGUCCAACUACUCAGGAAAUCCAAUAACGGCAGUCUAUUCCAUCCCAGCCAGCAGGUCGGGCUACUCAGACUAUUACGUGUCCGCCUCGCCCACUUCGUACCACAGUCCUUCUUGGAUGUCUUAUCCUCCUGAGCCAGAAGAUGUGUCACAUCAGUGGGCAGACUCUCUUCCUUUGCCGGGUUAUGUCGAGGCUUUCCCUCAUCCUCGCUACCCACAGGGGAGCCCCUCCAUACUCCCACUACAGUACACUCAGACUCUGGACCAACAGCCUACCACCCAGAGCACAGCAGCAUCCCAGAAAAGCUUGCAGCAGGUGGGGAAGGACACGGACAGCAUUCCCCUGAGCAAUCUCUCCACCUCUGCACUUGUACAGGCGAUACGACAAGAGGUGGCCAAGCUGGCAAAGAAGCAGAGUGAAAUGUUUGAUUUCUAGGAUGGAACCUUUCAUGUUGACCCCCCCCCCCCCCCCACAGACUCAUCAAAGUGGCACUCUUUCAGACUGAUUUUUGAUGUUUGUACCGUAAAAAUGACCAGAUCUUAUUAACCCAUGGACUGAUUGAUUUAUUUUCUUACACCAGUUAGCUGCAGCCAUAAUGCAACACAACAAGUGUAGUUUUAUUCUGAAGGGGAAAAUGCUGCUGCAAACUGCUGCAAUUGAUGUCCUGAGUGGCUGCAAACAUCAUUGUAGAUAUGUAUGUCACUAGAAUGAGCAUAUUAUAUGGGAAAAAGAAUGUGCUUAUUUGAGAGGAUGUGAACAGUCAAAAUAAGCAUUGUUUUCACCAAAAUUCCCCCAAACCUUCUGACAGCCUGUCUGCUGACCACAGUGUAAACAAGCAUGUAUGAUGAUAGUUUCUCAUUUGAUGGCGUCAAGCAAAUUUAGUGGCUUCACUGUCGGGCCUUUCAGGAGUCACUCUAUCAUAUCCAACAGCCUCAUUAGGCACAACAAUUCCAAUAUGUUUAAUUUGGACCAACAUAAAAACCUUGCUGAGGAAUAAAUAACAUUAAAUCACUGCACGCAAUUAGCAAUUCAUCUGAGUGGAAGGGACACUCAUACUUUACUUUGGGAUAAAAGCCUUUAUGGAUGAUGUUAAAUGCAGAAUUGCUGUCUGGGGAUUGUAAAGUGGGACUGGCUGCCAAUAAGAGCAUGAAGUUUUAUAGUAGAGAUGCUGUGUAAACAGCCGUGUGCUUGAAAAUGCCUCCUUGCAAUGCAAUAUUGCUAAUAAGCAGUAUUAUAUAGCAGGGAUGUUCGGAUAAUGCUUCGAGUUAUGAAAAGGGAUUUCAAUUCAUUACUUUCUCUCACACCAGAAAUGUUUUCCAAUUCAGCAUUCUUCUUAGGAAAAUAAAAACAUAACCUUCUUAAUUCUCCAAAUUGGACACUGCACUGAUAAACCAGACAGGCAGUUGCUGUUUGACCUGUACGAUACAAUCCAGUCACGAUUGUGUCCAUCAGAAAUAAAAACAAACUCAAGGUGCAAAUGCAGCUAAAAAUGAAUGGUUUCGGGACCGUUAUUGGUUGAGCUAACAAAGUAAAUGAACAUGGGCUAAACAAUCUAAAACCAUUGUGUUUUUGUCUUCCAUGACUGAUUUUUUAAUUUUCAAUUAAUCUGCCCAUUGAGUGCCGAGUGAGACAAACAGUCGAAGAACUAAAUUAAACUUCUCAGAUCAAUAGUGUUGGCUGUCUUUGCUUUUCACCUGCUAAUGUAAUUUCCAGAUUUCAUAGCUGGAUUUCUCUCAACCAGGUAAGAAAGCUUGCUGACUUCCAUUGUGAGAAUGUACCUUUGUAGAACACAAUUUAUAAUGAUAGUAAUGGGAUUUUCUUUCAGCAGGCUUCUCUAACACACUAUCGUCUGGGUGGGUUAUGACAGACGAUAGUGAAGGUAAAAUG